Molecule: messenger RNA, 2187 nt
Organism: Trichoplusia ni (cabbage looper)
Lineage: Eukaryota; Metazoa; Arthropoda; Insecta; Lepidoptera; Noctuidae
Gene: odd
Product: protein odd-skipped
Exons: 3
Coding region: 565-1602 (345 amino acids)
Biological process (GO): embryo development; regulation of transcription by RNA polymerase II; embryonic pattern specification
Cellular component (GO): nucleus
Molecular function (GO): RNA polymerase II transcription regulatory region sequence-specific DNA binding; DNA-binding transcription factor activity, RNA polymerase II-specific
Source: RefSeq, a predicted model, not a curated record
GUACAAAGACAUACGACAAUCAAGCACAAAGCCUUGCCUACGAAACCAAAUUACCGGAGCAAUCCGCUCACCUAAUAGCUUCACCGGGACGCCGUGUCACCAAAAAUUUGCAUUGCCAAACAAACUCAAUUACGAAACGAUACAAAACCUUCAACGACAAACUUUGACAAAGUUCUAUGUUUCAACAAAGGACAUUCAAAAUAGAACUUAGUCACAGUGAAACAGUGUUUGGUUGAAGCAAUUCGCGAUUGUUACCGAUCGAUUUUGAAGGCAGAACUCGGUAGGCCCCGCCUAUUGGGAGGUGCGGCUGCCUCGGGAGCCAGCACAGGCGCCGGACGGCGCGGCGCGUUUGAUGUGCCCCCCUCCCCGCCGCGCAGGCGCAGGCCCCGAUAACGAACGCACACAAACUCAUAACGCUCCGCGCGCUCUCCCAAGCCGGUUGUCAGUACAAACCAGUUUUGGAGUGACGACACAGCUACAGUGACACCAAAGUGAGCUCGAGACUUCGAGAGCCGAGAGGACAGUGCCCUAGUGUUUAGUUGUAUGGACAAUUGAUUUGUGGAAAUGGAAGAUAAGCCUUACAGUGUUGACAGUUCGGACGAUAUCAAUAUCGAGGAGGAGGAAGAACAUAUUGAGGAUAAUCACAGUUAUCCACCAGACUUUCCGAUCGAAGCUUUAGUGAAGCUUGAGCGGCCGUCACCCCCUUUGCCGACGCCGCCGCACACGCCCACCGACGACACGCCCCCAGCCGUCGUUAUCUCACGCCACCAGCCUUGGACGCCACCCGCACAACCCUACACUUACCCCCGGCCAGCCAUGCAGACCCCCUACCCUUAUGAGAAGCCAGUACCUAACUACACUCACCCCAUGUCGGCCUACGUACAAGCGCAAGUCGCGACGCUCCCACCGUCGGCGCCGUACCACGCAAUGCUUGUUAACCAGUGGAUCAGAAACGCGGCUUUCUAUCAUCACUCAUUGAGAUACCCCGGCGUCAUGUCGCAGAGAAUGCCCGGCAGGAACCCGCCGCCGAUGCGGGCUCCAGGCGCACCUGGAACUAGACCCAAGAAGCAGUUUAUUUGCAAGUACUGCAACCGCCAAUUCACCAAGUCCUACAAUCUCCUGAUUCACGAAAGAACUCAUACGGAUGAAAGACCAUACUCGUGCGACAUUUGCGGGAAAGCUUUCCGCCGGCAAGACCACCUCAGAGACCAUAGGUACAUACAUUCAAAGGAAAAGCCAUUCAAGUGUACGGAGUGUGGGAAAGGAUUUUGCCAAUCGCGGACACUGGCCGUCCACAAAAUCUUGCAUAUGGAAGAAUCUCCCCACAAGUGCCCGGUGUGCAACAAGAGCUUCAACCAAAGAUCGAACUUGAAGACGCAUCUGCUAACGCACAGCGACGCGAACAAGCAUCACCUGGAGCAUUUGGAAGGAUGCCAGGAGGUUUCCUCAACGAGUCAGUCGGAGAACUCUUUACUAGACCUUUCACACAAGCCUUCACCUCCCUUACCACCACAAGUCCAGCCCCCGAGCCCGCACCAGUCGCCAGUCGAAGGCCCCAAAAGAACGCUAGGCUUUUCAAUAGAAGACAUCAUGAAACGUUGAUUCCUGUAAAUAUUCUCUCGCGUUAUAAGGUACCUGUUCAAAUUGGCAAGAGGCUUACAUGAAAUUCAGGGAUUUACUUUAGUUAAUUUAAAAUUGCCAAAGAUGUAUCAUUGACUGAUUAGUAAGGUUCUUAUCAAUUAGCAUCCGUUUUUCGUGUUUCAUUUGUCAGAUUGUAGUUUUUGAAUUUGUUUGUUACUUCUUCAUCCUAUCUAGUAUUAUUUCGAAUGAUUCAUGUCACUGAAACUCGGAUCUUUUUCACUUGGAAGACUGAAAUUGUUUUUAAUUAUUGUUAUUGUUUUUUAAGAGAUUUAUUUAUUGUGAUAGAAUAACUUAGAUAAGUUUAUGGUUAACUAAAGUUACCGAGAAAGUAUUACCUUCGUUUUUAAGUGCAUUUCGUUCCAAAUUUCUGGCUAUGGCAUCAUUGAAAUCAUGUUCAAAAAUUAGAUUUACUGUGUAAGUUAGAAAUUAGUUUUAGUGCAUGUACAUUUUUGUGUAAAUAUGUAAAUUAAGUGAUUAAGUUAAGUCGACGAGGCUACUUAUAAAUACGAGUAUAAUAAAAGAAAAUAGAAAACAACAAUACCUAAA